AUGGAGAGGUGGAAUUUCGCGGACACGGAGUGGGGGAAUGUCUUCCUGGCGUGCGUCGCGGACAUAUUGCACGUGCUGGACGGCGGGAUGUUGGGGCACCUCACGGACAUAUUCAUCAAGGGGAAAAGCAAGCCGGAGAGGCGGGAGUUUGAAAGGACACGGGCGAACUAUGCGGCGUUCGAGAACCGAGGGAUGAUGCAAGUGAUGCCCAUUCUCAUCGCGGACAGCAUGGACGGCUGCAAGCCGGAGGACGUGGAGCAGCGGACGAAGGAGGCCGUUCGGCUUCAAGGGCACGUGCUGACGCGGCGGUCGCGAUGUGCCAAUGUGCGGAACGAAGAGGACCCCGUGCUGUGGGUGUAUCGUGAGGCUCUUGGUUCGGACAUGGAUGGGCUUGGAAGAUGUCUCAUUGAUGCCGGGGUGAACGCCCCGGACAUCAAGGUGCACACGGCGCUGGCGAUUCCGAGAACACGUGGAGGGGAGCUGGUGGCCAAGGGCACAUUUGUGAAGGCCAGCCCAUCUGAACACUGGUUCUCAGAUGUGGCAGUGAAGGCUGAGAAGAAGAAGGAGAAGGAGAAGGAGAAGGAGUGGUACGCAAGGUGCUUGUGCGUGUUCCGUGCGAAGAACGCAGAAGGAGAGGAAGGGGCGUACGUGUACGUCAAGUAUUAUGAGGCGGCGGGCCUAUGCCCAGUCACUACAUGUGUGCAGCUGACGCCUGGGAGGGUGGACACCCGGUACGCUGUGGCGGACGUGGAGUGCAUCAAGCGGGUGGUGCACGUGUGCAAGUCUUACGUCAACAAGAAGGUGCUGCUGCUGAACAAGUUCCUGUUGUGCGAGUAG
Molecule: messenger RNA, 837 nt
Organism: Closterium sp. Naga37s-1
Lineage: Eukaryota; Viridiplantae; Streptophyta; Zygnematophyceae; Desmidiales; Closteriaceae
Source: the annotation of a GenBank genome assembly